AUGUAAAAUCAUUAAUAAAAAAAAUAAAAGCCACAACAAAUGAAUAAAGAAUACGAUUUUAAAUGUACCUAAGUGGGUCAUGAAACUGAACGAAUCUUGGGAUUUUGCUUAAAAGCAAAUUGUAAGCAUUCUCUAUUCUGUUUAAAGUGCUUAAACACUCAUCAUAAGGAUCAUUCAGAGGAUUGCAUUGAAAAUAAUGAAAUAGAGAAAUGUGUUUUAGAUAUAUUAAAUAAACAAAAUGAAAAUAAAGCUUAGCUUUAAGAGAUUAAUAGAAGAAUUGAGCAAUUAUAUUAGAGAAAUAUUUAAAAAAUUAGAAGCAAAAUUGUAGAAAAUAUAUUUACAGAAAAAAAUAAGAGCUUAAAUACAUUAUAAAAAAUUAUAAAAACAGAAAUGGAUAAACAUGAAAAAAUCAUAUUGGAACUUUAAGUUAAUGUUUAACAAAAUAAUUAUUAUAAUUGUAUGUAAAAUGUAAUACUGAUGAGAAUGUAUAAAAAUGAUACUUAUAACAUUAAUUAAAGUAAAAAUUGUAAAUAUUAAUAUAAUAGAUAACAUAUUAAAAAUGAUCAAUAAUGUUAUUUAUGCUAUGGAAUAUAAGACAUAAUUACAUGAAGAUCUAUUGAGAUAAUAAUAAGAACAAAACGAUCAUGAAGUAUUUAAAUAAAGUUAUUUGAUAAUUUAAAUUUUAGGAAAACAUAUAAUUAAUUAACGGCGAUUUGAAAAAAGUUUAUAUUUGAUUGAUUAAGUUAAAGUAAUCAAUGAUAAAAUGGACCAAAUUUAUUUUAGAAAAGGUAGAAAACAUAAUAAUGAUAAGGAAAUCAAUUAAAUUAGAUGAAACAAUAUGAAGAAGCUAUAGGAUGUUAUGAUAAAUCUAUUGAGAUUAAUCCUAUUAUGGAAGAAGCUCAUUACAACAAAGGUAACAUAUUUCUCUAUUCAUCUUUUUAGGCAAUACAUUAGAUUUUAUAGAACGAUAUGACUAAGCAGUUGAAUGUUAUGAUAAAUUAAUUGAAAUAAAUCCAAGAAUGGUAGUAGCCUAUUUAAGUAAAGGUAUUUUAAAUCCAUCUUUCUAGGCAAUGCAUUAUACACGAUGUAAAGAUUUGAAGAAGCUAUAGGAUGUUAUGAUAAAUCGAUUGAAAUUAAUCCUUAAAUGGAAUUAGCUUAUUACAACAAAGGUCACAUGGUUUUCCUAUUUAUCUUUUUAGGCAAUACAUUAGAUUUUAUAGAACGAUAUGACUAAGCAGUUGAAUGUUAUGAUAAAUUAAUUGAAAUAAAUCCAAGAAUGGCAGAAGCUUAUUUGAGUAAAGGUAUUUUAAAUCCAUCUUUCAAGGGAAUGCAUUAUACAAGAUGAAAAGAUAUGAAGAAUCCCUUGAAUGUUAUGAUAAAUCGAUUAAAAUUAAUCCUUAAAUGGAAUUAGCUUAUUACAACAAAGGUCACAUGGUUUUCCUAUUUAUCUUUUUAGGCAAUACAUUAGAUUUUAUAGAACGAUAUGACUAAGCAAUUGAAUGUUAUGAUAAAUUAAUUGAAAUAAAUCCAAGAAUGGCAGAAGCUUAUUUGAGUAAAGGUAUUUUAAAUCCAUCUUUCAAGGGAAUGCAUUAUACAAGAUGAAAAGAUAUGAAGAAUCCCUAGAAUGUUAUGAUAAAUCGAUUGAAAUUAAUCCUUAAAUGGAAUUAGCUUAUUACAACAAAGGUCACAUGGUUUUCCUAUUUAUCUUUUUAGGCAAUACAUUAAGAAUCAUAGAACGAUAUGAAGAAGCAAUCGAAUGUUAUUAUUAAUUAAUUAAACUUAAUCCUAGUUAUGAAUUAGCAUAUUACUAAAUAGGUAACAUAUUUUUAUAUUCUUCUUUUCAAGCUAUUUCACUACACAACAUAGAACGAUUUGUUGAAGCUAUUCAAUAUUAUGAAAAAUCAAUUGAAAAUAAUUCUUAAAUAGAAUUAGCUUAUUACAACAAAGGUAAUAUAGUUUAUUAAUCAUCUUUUCAAGGCAACGCAUUAAGUAUUCUAAAACGAUAUGACGAAGCAAUCCAAUGUUAUGAUAAAUUAAUUGAAAUAAAUCCUUUAAUAGAAGAAGCCUAUUAAAACAAAGGUAACAUAGUUUUUCUAUUCAUCUUUUCAAGGCAACGCAUUACAUGUUUUAGAACGAUAUGAAGAAGCAAUCUAAUGUUAUGAUAAAUUAAUUGAAAUAAAUCCUUAAAUAGAAGAGGCCUAUUACAACAAAGGUAACAUAAUUUUUCUAUUCAUCAUUUCAAGGCAACGCAUUAAGAAAUAUAGAACGAUAUGAAGAAGCAAUUGAAUGUUAUAAUAAAUUAAUUGAACUUCAUCCUAGUUAUGAAUUAGCAUAUUACUAAAUAGGUAACAUAUUUUUAUAUUCUUCUUUUCAAGCUAUUUCACUACACAACAUUGAACGAUAUGUCGAAGCUAUUUAAUAUUAUGAAAAAUCAAUUGAAAAUAAUUCUUAAAUAGAAUUAGCUUAUUACAACAAAGGUAAUUAAGUUUAUUAAUCAUCUUUUCAAGGCAACGCAUUAAGUAUAAUAAAACGAUAUGACGAUGCAAUUGAAUGUUAUGAUAAAUUAAUUGAAAUAAAACCAUUAUAAUAAGAAGCCUAUUACAAAAAAGGUAACAUAAUUUAUCUAUUCAUCUUUUUAAGGCAACGCAUUAAGAAAUAUAGAACGAUAUGAAGAAGCAAUUGAAUGUUAUAAUAAAUUAAUUGAACUUAAUCCUAGUAAUGAAUUAACAUAUUACUACUUAGGUAACAUAUUUUUAUAUUCUUCUUUUCAAGCUAUUUCACUACACAACAUAGAACGAUAUGUCGAAGCAAUUGAAUGGUAUGAUAAAUCAAUUUAAAUAAAUCCAAGAAUGGUAGAAGCCCAUAUGAAUAAAGGUAUUUUCAAUCCAUCUUUCUAGGCAAUACAUUAUACACGUUGUAAAAAUAUGAAGAAGCCAUAGGAUGUUAUGAUAAAUCUAUUGAAAUUAAUCCUUAAAUGGAAUUAGCUUAUUACAACAAAGGUAAUAUAAUUAAUUAAUCAUCUUUUCAAGGCAACGCAUUAAAUAUUCUAAAACGAUAUGAAAAUGCAAUUGAAUGUUAUGACAAAUUAAUUGCAAUAAAUCCUUUAAUAGAAGCGGCCUAUUACAACAAAGGUAACAUAAUUUUUUUAUUCAUAUUUUCAAGGCAACGCAUUAAGAAUUAUAGAACGAUAUGAAGAAGCAAUUGAAUGUUAUAUUAAAUUCAUUGAACUUAAUCCUAGUUAUGAAUUAGCAUAUUACUACUUAGGUAACAUAUUUUUAUAUUCUUCUUUUCAAGCUAUUUCACUACACAACAUAGAACGAUAUGUCGAAGCUAUUUAAUAUUAUGAUAAAUCUAUUGAAAUUAAUCCUUAAAUGGAAUUAGCUUAUUACAACAAAGGUAACAUAAUUUUUCUAUUCAUCUUUUCAAGGCAACGCAUUAAGUAUUAUAAAACAAUAUGACAAUGCAAUUGAAUGUUAUGAUAAAUUAAUUGAAAUAAAACCAUUAUAAGAAGAAGCCUAUUACAAAAAAGGUAACAUAAUUUCUAUUCAUAUUUUUAAGGCAACGCAUUAAGAAUUAUAGAACGAUAUGAAGAAGCAAUUGAAUGUUAUAUUAAAUUCAUUGAACUUAAUCCUAGUUAUGAAUUAGCAUAUUACUACUUAGGUAACAUAUUUUUAUAUUCUUCUUUUCAAGCUAUUUCACUACACAACAUAGAACGAUAUGUCGAAGCUAUUUAAUAUUAUGAUAAAUCUAUUGAAAUUAAUCCUUAAAUGGAAUUAGCUUAUUACAACAAAGGUAACAUAAUUUUUCUAUUCAUCUUUUCAAGGCAACGCAUUAAGAAUUUUAGAACGAUAUGAAGAAGCAAUUGAAUGUUAUAAUAAAUUAAUUGGACUUAAUUCUAGUUAUGAAUUGCCAUAUUACUAUAUAGGUAACAUAUUUUAUAUUUCUUUAUUUCAAGCCAUUUCAUUACACAACAUAAAACGAUACAUGGAAGCAAUUGAAUUUUAUGAUAAAUUAAUUAAAAUAAAUCCUAAAAUGGGAGAAGCCCAUUACAAAAAAGGUAACAUCGUGUUUCUGUUACUUAAAUCUAGGCAAUUCAUUAUUUAAGUUAUAACGAUAUGAGG
This is a messenger RNA of Paramecium sonneborni, 4121 nucleotides long. NCBI's taxonomy places the organism in Eukaryota, Ciliophora, Oligohymenophorea, Peniculida, Parameciidae. The record is from the annotation of a GenBank genome assembly.